GUUAAGCUGAUGGUUUGUUGUCAUAAGUAACAAGCUUAGUUUAUUCAAUUCAAAUGUUAAUUGCACUUUGCUAUUUGUUUAAUUGUUCCUCUUUUUUUGUUAAUUGAACAAUUUGUUUGUUUAAUUGGUUAAUUUGUUCCGGUAGAUUCAGUUUAGAAUCUGAAAAAUCUAAGCUUCUAUUUUUUUUUCUUUCAUAGCAAACAUUUGAUAUUUUUAGCUUUUUCUAUUCUUGGUGAUGGAUCAAUUUACCAUUUGGCUUAUUUAUUAAUCAUCGAAGCUUAACUGGUCCAAUAUUUAUCAUGGAAGAGGAAAAGUCUCUUAGGUUAACUACGUUCUUUGGCCAAACAAUUGAAAUACCUAAUAAUCAGCUGGCUGGACUAUCAAGAUCAAUCCAUGAAUUUGAUAAACUUGAUAGAGUUGGAGAAGGAACUUAUGGAAUCGUUUAUCGAGCUAAGGACAAGAUUACAAAUGAAAUUGUGGCCAUCAAAAAGAUUCGAAUGGAAAGAGAAAAAGAUGGAGCACCGAUCAGUGGUAUUCGUGAGAUUAGUAUUCUCAAGAAUGUUCGACAUGAGAAUGUUGUCCAUUUGAAAGACGUUGUCGUCGGUCGAAGUCUAGAUUCAAUUUUCUUGGUGAUGGAAUAUUGUGAACAAGAUUUAGCUUCUCUAUUGGACAAUAUGCCAAAUACAUUCUCAGAAGCUCAGAUAAAAUGUAUAACUAUUCAACUUUUCCGUGGACUUGCUCAUCUUCAUCAAAAUUUCAUCGUCCAUCGUGACCUGAAAGUUUCUAAUCUCCUAUUAACCGACAAAGGUUUCGUAAAAAUCGCCGAUCUCGGGUUAGCACGUAGAUGUAGUGUUCCAGCUCAACAAAUGACACCUCAAGUGGUUACCCUUUGGUAUCGAGCUCCUGAACUAUUGUUACAAUCAAAGAUACAGACAACAGCUAUCGAUAUGUGGGCAGCGGGUUGUAUUCUUGGGGAGCUUUUCCUUCAUAAACCAAUGUUCCCUGGUAAAACUGAGAUUCAUCAACUGGAAUUGAUUGUUGAUCUUCUUGGAACACCCAAUGAUCAAAUUUGGAACGGAUUCUCUGAUCUUCCAGUUCUUCGUAAUUUUAGCCUUAAAAGGCAACCUUAUAAUAACAUUAAACAUGUUUUCCAUUGGUUAUCACCGGCGGGUCUUCGGAUACUCAAUUUCCUCUUCAUGUAUGACCCAACUAGAAGAGCAACCGCUGAGGAAGCGCUACAAAGUUCUUACUUUAAAGAGCAGCCACUUCCCUGUGAGCCCGAAAUGAUGCCAUCAUUCCCUCAACAUCGAAUCCGUCGAAAGCGGAAUAUUAAAUGAUUCCAAAAUCCAGACAAACGGAAGAGGAAGAGGAAGCGGAAGAAACUAGAAAAAAGGAAAAUAAUAUUUAUUUUCUUUACUAAAUUGUUUCAUUUCCUUUCCAUGAUAAAUUUUAUACCAGAACGAGAAACGAAGCGCAAAAGUAUAUUGGAGAAAACAAUAAUUCUCAAUGAUUGUCAACAAUCAACAGAUCGAUAACAUUUUACCUGUGUCAUGAUCUAAUGAAUUACUAGAUUAAUCAUUGAAAUUACAUGGAAACAAAAGACAAAAGGGCAAAUCGAAACAAAAGUUUCUAAACCGGAAUGAUGGGAAAUAAAUUUCGAUUGCCGGUUAA
Molecule: messenger RNA, 1671 nt
Organism: Panonychus citri (citrus red mite)
Lineage: Eukaryota; Metazoa; Arthropoda; Arachnida; Trombidiformes; Tetranychidae
Gene: Cdc10
Product: cyclin-dependent kinase 10-like
Exons: 6
Coding region: 300-1337 (345 amino acids)
Biological process (GO): protein phosphorylation; regulation of mitotic cell cycle
Cellular component (GO): nucleus
Molecular function (GO): cyclin-dependent protein serine/threonine kinase activity; ATP binding
Source: RefSeq, a predicted model, not a curated record